Molecule: messenger RNA, 1200 nt
Organism: Anoplopoma fimbria (sablefish)
Lineage: Eukaryota; Metazoa; Chordata; Actinopteri; Perciformes; Anoplopomatidae
Product: interferon-induced protein 44-like
Exons: 8
Coding region: 241-1095 (284 amino acids)
Source: RefSeq, a predicted model, not a curated record
AUACAGCAAUGUUGAUAACACCGGACAGGCAUCAACAACUGCUCUGAGGAUAUAUAGUAACCAUGUGUUUGCAAUGUACUAGUUAAGGAACAUCAAGUCUUGAUUAUCAACUACUUAAAUUUGUCUGCUGGAAACUGCGGUUUAAUUACAUAAUUUGUCAAAGUGAUAAAAAAAAAAAGAGUCAUUACGGUUAACCAUCACAAGUUCUUCCCACAGGCAUAACAGCAGAGUUUCAUAGCCAUGUGGCGACUAUGGACAACACCAGCUCCUCAGACUUUGAUUGAAGAAUGGAGGAAAAUACCGUGGGGAAAUAAAGUCAAAGACCUGCAGUUUGUGAAGGAUUAUCAGCCUCACAACACAGAAGUCCAACGUCUCAGAGUUCUGCUUCAUGGACCUGUUGGUGCUGGCAAGUCCAGCUUCAUCAACUCUGUCGAAAGUGUUUUACAAGGAAGAAUUACUGGUCGAGCUUUGGCGGAUGCAACCUCUGAAGAGAAAUUCACCGCAAAACACAUAACUUACAAAUUCCAAAAAGGAGAACCAGGGACCUUUUACCCUUUUUCCAUCACUGACCUCAUGGGCCUUGAGCAGCAAGCUGGUAGAGGAGUUUCUGUGGAAGACAUCAAACUGGCCAUGAAGGGGCACAUAAAAGAUGGUUACAAUUUCGAUCCUCGCUCUACAAUAUCAGAGGAUAAUCAACACUACAACCAGAACCCCAAGCUACAGGACCAAGUUCAUGUUCUGGUUUGUGUCAUCGAUGCCAGAAUAUUAAGUAUACUAAGUGUUGAAUCUCUGGGAAAGAUGAGGGAAGUCCGACUUGCAGCUGCAGCCAUGGGGAUUCCCCAACUGGCGAUCCUCACCAAAAUUGAUGAAGCCUGUCCAGAGGUCAAAAACAAUAUAAAGAAUGUGAAUAAGAGCAAGAGCCUGAAGGAACGGAUAGACAGCUUGAGUGUUGGGCUGGGCCUUACACAGAACUGCAUCUUUCCCGUGAAGAACUACCACUCAGAGAUGGAAACAGAGGAUGAGAUUGAUACCCUGAUACUGAUUGCACUGAAACAGAUAAUUCACUCUGGAGAAGACUAUGUCAACCACCUGUAGACCUACAAAUCGCUGUGGCAAAUCUUGCUCUAUCUCAGCGUGAUAGAGCAUUCUUUACAUUUGCCCUAAUUCACUCUGGAGAAGACUAUGUCAACCACCUCUAUC